AUGUAUCUGUUGUGGUCACCUCUGUGGAGAAGAAAGUCAACAACCUUACAGUCAAGAUAUAGGGAUGAUCAUUAUAAACUGAAACCGAUAGAACAGUUUUUAAAGAAGCAUAAAUUGUUGCUUUACUGUGGACCUCAAAAUUUAUUCAUUUCCAUGAAAAGUCACUCAAGACCAUUUUUAAAUACUAAAAGAGCUCGAGAAGUUCGGCAUCUGACUCGCUUUAAAAGAGACUAUCAAAAUACGAAAACUCAAAAGAAAAAUAUGUUACUCGUACAUUAUCUAGUCAAGAGGAUUGCUUCCACUCAUUCGAUUAAUUUCCAUGAUAUGAGCAGUCAUUAUUGUUGUAAUAUUUUCCCAAAUUUGAAAUUUAGGUUUGAAUGCGACUGGAUGAUUUACGAUCGAUGGAGUUUGAGUUGUCGAUCCAAGAAACAAAAAGUAUGGAUGACAAUUAAUGAUCUAAGGCGAACAGAACAACAUGAAUAA
Loa loa (African eye worm) is the source of this 483-nucleotide messenger RNA. RefSeq lists its product as hypothetical. The transcript is spliced from 3 exons. Bases 1 to 483 code for a protein of 160 amino acids. NCBI's taxonomy places the organism in Eukaryota, Metazoa, Nematoda, Chromadorea, Rhabditida, Onchocercidae. The record is from RefSeq and is a predicted model, not a curated record.